Messenger RNA from Camarhynchus parvulus, 2294 nucleotides. RefSeq names its product ninjurin 1 (gene NINJ1). Lineage: Eukaryota; Metazoa; Chordata; Aves; Passeriformes; Thraupidae. The transcript is spliced from 4 exons. The record is from RefSeq and is a predicted model, not a curated record. Gene Ontology annotation, cellular component: membrane. Bases 168 to 629 code for a protein of 153 amino acids. Gene Ontology annotation, biological process: tissue regeneration; cell adhesion.
GGCUGGGAAGAGCGGAGAACAGCGGGGGAAGAGCGGGGGAAGGCGGCCCCGGCGGCGGGAGUGGCCCCGGGCGCGGUGUGGGAAGGCCGGGCCACCUCCGGGAGCCGCUGCCCCCGGGGAACCUUCCCCUGCCCCCGCCUGGAGCAACAGGGGCCCGGGCGGCCGCCAUGGACUCCGGCAGCGAGACCCACGAACUCAACGGGACGGCGGAGGGCGCGGAGUCGGCGGCCGAGGAGCAGCGCAGAAGGUGGCAGUGGUUCCAAAGGAACAGACCCAUCAACAUCAACCACUAUGCCAACAAGAAGAGUGCGGCCGAGAGCAUGCUGGACAUCGCCCUGCUGAUGGCCAACGCCUCCCAGCUCAAAGCUGUCAUGGAGCAAGGGCCCUCCUUUUCCUUCUACGUCCCGCUGAUCAUUCUCAUCAGUCUGUCGCUCACCCUGCAAGUUAUCGUGGGAGUGCUCUUGAUAUUCCUUGUAAAAUAUGACCUUAACAACCCUGCAAAACAUGGAAAGCUGAAUUUCCUCAACAACCUUGCAACUGGACUAGUAUUCAUUAUAGUAGUUGUGAAUAUUUUUAUCACUGCCUUUGGAGUGCAGAAACCAGUUGCUGAGCCAGCAUCAAGACAGUAAGGACCAGAGACCUGGACCAUUCAUUUUAGAUGCCAUUUGCAGUUGAGCCAGCUACGCUGGACACAGUGGGGAAAGAAAAAUAAUUUGAAGAAGCUGGACACACCAAACAGCUUUCUCAAGCUUCCAACACACCUGUAUACCUGAAAUUUUCCCAUGUGUUAAUAUUUAAAUUGUUUGGCAUCUAAGAGAAGGUUAGCUUUGCCCCAAGGAUGCUGUUUUUCUGGAAUAUUGGCAUUUCAAUUUCUGAAGAAACUUUUUUUUUUUUCAGAGAAGUGACAUAAAUUCAUGAAACGAGGAAAUGCCAUCUGGUAGCAUUUCACAUUUCACAGGACUUUUCUUUUUACAUGCCUUUGGUUUUUGUGGCAAUUUGUCAUUUCAUGAUGGUAAGAAAUGUCAGGCCUUUGAUUCUGGCAUGGUCACAUUGUCCUUUAUUUCACAGCUUGGCACCAAGCCCAUGUACUCUGCAGCCCAGCAGGGCUCUGGCUUUGCAGUGUGUAAAGGUAGCUCUGCUUUUGCACAGCUUUUUGUUUUGCUUUUUUUUCCACUCUAGCUAAAGGAAAGAUGAGACAAACGAAAUAAGCAGCAUUUUUUUGCCCAGUUUUGUUCACAGGUAAUCAUUUGAAUUGUUUCUUCUGGACAGACUUAAAAUUUCCUGUCCUUCAUGCACAGACACAAAUCACCUAAUUGUUAAUGGUUUCUUACCAUGUAUUGCUAUUCUGUGUAUUCUGUCCAUUAUAUGUAUUUAUUUGAAUCAUAGAGUCGUUUGCAUUCAAGGGACCUUUAAAGCUCAUCCUGUUCCAUCCCUGCCAUGGCAGGGACCCCUCCCACUGUCCCAGGUGCUCCCAGCCCUGCCCAGCCUGGCCUUGGGCACUGCCAGGGAUCCAGGGGCAGCCCCAGCUGCUCUGGGCACCCUGUGCCAGGGCCUCACCACCUUCAUUGUAAAAGGUUUUUUCUUAUAUCAAAUUUCUGGAAACUCUAUUACAAGUGCCACCUUUUCUAGGCUCUACUGGUAAACUGGAAGAUCCAGGGUGAACUUUACCUGUUAAACUGGUACCAAGUGCCUGUCAGCAGCAACUCAAAUGGCAAAAUGAACUGAGUUUUUCUCUCUAGUUUCCUCUCUCUCUUCCCAUCAUUGAUUGCUGCAGUUUUGUUCCUUUUCAGAAUUUAUGGCUAAAAGUAAAAUAAAAUUUUAAAUUUUUAUUUUUAAAUAUAUAGAGAGAGUUAUAAAUAUCUUCUAGUCUCUUACCUGCUGGCUCAGGGACUUACACUUUUUCUAAAUACACUAUUGCUAAUAAUAGUGUAGCUUACAAUAAUUUCUUCAACAAAAACAUUUUAGUCAUUUUAUUUCCAAAGUAUCAUACCUACAAUCAGAAAAAUCUAAGUUUUCUAGAUUGCACUUAUAUGUAGAUUCAAGAUGUAGAUUUGUAUGAAUCAAUCUUCUUGGUGUCAAUUUUUAAAAGCUCCUUUGUACAGAAGAAUAGAAGAUUGAUUUCAUGUGUCUUAUCUCAUUCACAGGUUUUAUUACUGACCUUUCUCUUUGGUUAUGUCUCAAAGCCCACUGAUGUACCAGACUUUCAUGUAUACAUUCUGUAAGAAUUACUAACAGAAAACAAAUCAAACUCGUGUGAUUAGUAAUGGAAUAGAUAUUCUUUUUUUAUUUUCUAA